Messenger RNA from Ziziphus jujuba (common jujube), 1797 nucleotides. Its product is annotated as ammonium transporter 1 member 1. Lineage: Eukaryota; Viridiplantae; Streptophyta; Magnoliopsida; Rosales; Rhamnaceae. The record is from RefSeq and is a predicted model, not a curated record. Gene Ontology annotation, biological process: ammonium transmembrane transport; ammonium homeostasis. Gene Ontology annotation, molecular function: ammonium channel activity. Bases 108 to 1673 code for a protein of 521 amino acids. Gene Ontology annotation, cellular component: membrane. The transcript has a single exon.
AUAAAAUUAAAAAAUAAGAAAAUAAAAAAAUAACGAAAAGUCAAAAAGUCAAGAACCUCCCUACUCUUUCUUUUUCCUCCUAUAUAUAUAUAUAUAGACAUAGCUCGAUGACGCACUCACUCUCUGCUAUUCUCUCUCUCUCUCCCUCAUAUUUUUCAAACUUUCUCUCUUUCUCCGAAGCUUCAACAAUGGCGUUGGAGUGCUCGGCUUCCCAACUGGCCGGACUGUUAGGUCCGAACUCCACCGAAGCGGCGAACUUCAUCUGCAACCAAUUCGACACCGUUGCGUCCAAAUUCUCCGACACCGCUUACGCCGUCGAUAGCACAUACCUCCUCUUCUCCGCCUACUUGGUCUUCUCCAUGCAAUUAGGGUUCGCCAUGCUCUGUGCCGGUUCCGUGCGCGCCAAGAACACCAUGAACAUCAUGCUAACCAACGUCCUCGACGCCGCCACCGGUGGACUCUUCUACUACCUCUUCGGCUUCGCCUUCGCCUUCGGAGCUCCCUCUAAUGGCUUCAUCGGCCGCCAUUUCUUCGGUCUCAGAGACGUUCCAACGUCUACUUACGACUACAGCUAUUUCCUCUACCAGUGGGCUUUCGCUAUCGCCGCCGCCGGAAUCACCAGCGGUUCGAUCGCCGAGCGGACUCAGUUCGUCGCGUACUUAAUCUAUUCAUCUUUCUUGACCGGGUUUGUUUACCCGGUUGUGUCUCACUGGUUCUGGUCCGGUGACGGCUGGGCCAGCGCGACGAAUUCGGAUCUUUUGUUCGGAUCCGGUGUUAUAGAUUUCGCCGGGUCGGGUGUGGUCCACAUGGUAGGUGGCAUUGCUGGACUUUGGGGCGCUCUCAUUGAAGGUCCGAGAAUCGGCCGGUUCGACCACUCCGGUCGGUCCAUUGCUCUUCGCGGACACAGUGCCACCCUCGUCGUCCUCGGAACUUUCUUGCUCUGGUUCGGGUGGUACGGGUUCAACCCGGGUUCGUUUACCAAGAUCCUCAGUCCAUACGAAUCCGGCAACUACUACGGUCAGUGGAGCGCCGUCGGUCGGACCGCCGUUACGACGACGAUCGCCGGAUGCACUGCGGCGUUAACGACGCUCUUCGGGAAGAGAAUCCUCUCCGGCCACUGGAACGCCACCGACGUCUGCAACGGCUUGCUCGGAGGUUUUGCAGCCAUAACCUCCGGUUGCUCCGUUGUCGAGCCUUGGGCUGCCGUGAUUUGCGGGUUCGUCGCCGCCGUGGUUUUGAUCUCGUGCAACAAGCUGGCCGAGAAAGUCAAGUUCGACGAUCCACUGGAGGCGGCUCAGCUCCACGGCGGGUGCGGCGCGUGGGGGAUAAUUUUCACGGCCUUGUUCGCCACCGAGAAGUACGUGAACGAGGUUUACCCUGGUAAACCGGGCCGGCCACAUGGGUUGUUCAUGGGUGGCGGAGGGAAAUUAUUGGCCGCUCAUCUGAUCCAGAUCUUGGUGAUUAUCGGGUGGGUCAGUGCCACCAUGGGUCCGCUUUUCUUCAUCCUUCAUAAACUCAAGCUCUUGAGGAUCUCCGCUGAAGAUGAAAUGGCGGGUAUGGAUCUGACCCGACAUGGUGGGUUUGCCUACGCAUAUGAUGAUGAUGAAUCUCACAAGCAUGCUUUUCAACUAAAGAAAAUUGAACCAAAUCACACCACUCCUCCUUCAGUUUAGUAUUUUUAGUAGUUUUUAGUAUUUUUAUUUUUGAUUAUAAAUAAUAAUUUAUUUAUAUGAUAUUUUCCACAUUUUCUUGUAAUAUAAUUUUAUAUAUAUAUAUAUAGAGAUUUUUUUUCUUUUA